Durusdinium trenchii is the source of this 734-nucleotide messenger RNA. NCBI's taxonomy places the organism in Eukaryota, Dinophyceae, Suessiales, Symbiodiniaceae. The record is from the annotation of a GenBank genome assembly.
AAGCGCUUUAAGGCCAACAUGAUCGUGAACAUGAUUGGACAAUGGCAGGAGACCGAAAUCACAGGGCAAUCCAUCCCUGUAGGCGGCCUGGUGUACUACAUUUCUCCGCCGCACUCCUUCGGCGAGGUCUGGGACGAUCCAAUUCACGCCCUCUUCUAUGUGAUUUUCAUUUUGGUAUCUUGUGCGCUUUUUUCGAAGGCCUGGAUCGACGUUUCGGGCUCUUCAGCCCGCGAUGUGGCCAGGCAGCUUAGGGAGCAGCAGCUUAUGAUGCCAGGUUACCGAGAUUCUGACCUGCCCAAGGUACUCAACCGCUACAUUCCCACCGCCGCUGCUUUUGGUGGUGCUUGCAUUGGUGCCCUGACCAUCGUAGCGGACUUCCUUGGUGCCAUUGGCAGUGGAACUGGCAUCCUCCUAGCCGUGACUAUCAUCUAUGAGUACUUUGAGAAGAUUUGCAAGGAAGAGGGCCAAGGAGCAGCCUUCUUGUUCUAAGCGCCAGAGUCACUGGCCUGGAAUCAUGCAGAAUUGUUGGAUCGCACCUCGUGAUUAACAUGAACGCACCUUCCAAGAUGCAGCGAUCAGGGAGCGUUCGUUCAGCUCCGGAGAUGCUUGGUCAACUCCACUGGAGUGACCACAUCUCAGCUUCACCCUAACACACAGCGUGAAGGGCUGUCACAGCCCUUUCAAGUGACAAGAGGCUUCGAGAAAGUCGACAUUCUUACCAAACAAUCGCGAAG